CUGAUAGAGUUAUUAUAGGGAUGAGAUGAAUUAGCAUAUGCAAUGUCCCUAGCACUUUGCAGAUCCUUAAUAAAGACUGAUUCUUCUCUCCCAAUACAACUCUGGCUAUUUAUUAAUUUGUUCUGUUUGUCACUCUCCUUGAUUUCUUAGCAUUGGUGUUGGUGACCUACCUGUUAGGAUCAUCACAGGUCCCGUCCCACAUCACUCGGGGUGUCAGCAAGUUGUGAGUGACAAAUCAAUGAUCUGGACACUAUAGGUAGCUAGAUGCCCACCUGUAUCUCUUGGUAUGCAGAGAGACACAGCACUAGGAACUGGAUAAGGACACAAUAUGCCCUUCUUUAUCAUACCAAGUUUUUCCCUUCCAGGGAAAUAAACUUCAGUUACCAAAAUUAAUACCUAAUCUUGUCUUGACCAUCCUUCUGCACUAUAUCCAAUUGUAUAACUCUCUAAUGCAAAAUACUAGUAAUAAAUGACUGAACACAAUUUAGGGUUUUUAAUUUUUUUUCAGAGACAGCAUUGGCCUUCCUAGAUUUUUUGGAUUGCUAGAAGGAGCCACUACCUGCUCCUUUCCUUCAUUUUUGUCUAUUAUAUAUAGUGAAUGUCCCCUACCCAUUCAGAACUCUUGCUCUGCCCACCACCUCUGACGGUUUUUACAGUGUAACUGUGAUUAUGGCAAAUACACUAACUACCAAUUGGGCUACUCAACGCUUGCCUUAAACUAAACCCCAGAAAGGCUGGACACCGUUAUGGAGAGACUGACAUACUUCUAUUGUUGCUAACAGGGGGUACCUAACUUUUAAAUCUGUUUAAGAAUUAACCUUGUGUUUCUAAUUAGCACACGUUUGCUAUUGACGGUGGCCAUGUUUUCUGAAGCAAACAUAACAUCUAAUAAGCAAAAGAGUAUUUUUAGGAACAGGCAACUAUAUUAAAUGAGAAUUGCUACAGAAAUUCCUAGGCUUGGCGGUUGUGCAGCUACUAAACAUGUGUACUAUUUAAAUUAUAACAGACCUAUGAUCUCAUUCUACUUUCAGAAUGGAAACGGUAAACAUUUUAACAUGGUAAUUGGGGAUAACAGGAGCUGAUGGAAAGAAAUCUGGGAUUAUCGGCGUUUCUCUAUCCGCCUACCACGCCAGACAGGGCCAGUCUCUCCAGUUGGGGGCACUGCGUGGGGGACAGCGACCGCGCCUCCAAGCGGCGCACCGCGAGUACGCGCGUCUGCGCUGGGGCCUCGCGCGCGUUCCACGAUGGAAGACUGCGCGUUUAAGUGUCCCUGGCAACGCCACGCUUCCGCCUUCUGGAAGCCUGCACUCCAGCUUCGAGUGUGAGAGACCCGUCCCGGUGGGAGGGACCUGGGCUGGGGGGGACGGUGGGGGAAUAGGGGGAUGGGGACUGGGGAAGCUUCUGGGAACAUUUGCUCUAGGGAUUGAGCUAAACUAAGAAAAAUUGGUCCAAGGCUCGGCACAAAAGGAUCUUUUCAUUCCAGUCCUUUCGCCCACGCAGGGAACGAUGCCUCUGGAGGUGGUGGUGGAGCUGCAGAUCCGGGCGAUUUCUUGCCCAGGGGUGUUCCUGCCUGGCAAGCAAGAUGUGUACCUCGGGGUCUACCUCCUGAAUCAGUACCUGGAGACAAACAGCUUUCCCUCUGCGUUCCCCAUUAUGAUUCAGCAGAGCAUGAGAUUUGAAAAGGUAUUUGAAAGUGCAGUAGAUCCUGGAGCUGUAGUAGACCUUUUGGAAAUGUGGGAUGAGUUGGCCUACUAUGAAGAAAACACACGGGAUUUUCUUUUCCCAGAGCCCAAGCUGACACCUUCGCACCCUAGGAGGUGUAGGGAAGUGCUCAUGAAGACGGCUCUAGGUUUUCCAGGAAUUGCUCCUAAAAUAGAGUUUUCUACAAGGACAGCCAUCAGAGAAAGUGUGUUUCUGCAUAGAAACAGAUUUCUUGAAGAAAGGCAUAAGUCACGAAGGCCUUUAUCUACAUCACAUGAACCAAUAUUUCCCUUAAAUACUAUAAAGAUGAAACUAAAGGAGAAUAACCUCAACAGACUGCCCAAAGGCAUGCAAGCCCAGGCGCCCUCUCCAUAUUCUACCAGGCAUUUCUUCCAGGACCAGCCAGUUCAGUUGAACCUUGGAAAUAAUUUCAAAAUCUCUGGAGGAAGCAAGCCUCCAUUUGUUGUUAGACAUGUGGACAGUGCAAAGCCCUUUGGUGAGAAUAUUUCAGAGCAUCAUUUGAGGAGGUGUAGAAGAAAAUCUAAGUUUUCAGACUUUCCGUUUCCAAUGAGAAGAGCUUCUUCUCUUGACAGCCUUGCAGCUAACGUAAAGGUUAUCAGAGAGCCAGAUGAACGGAUUAUUUUAAGGAGUGACUCAUCAUCACGUUUAGAUUCAAGUCAGUUUGGAAAGUCCUCAUCCAGUAAACAAGGGGAUGCCGAUUUCCACCGGAAAGCUUCAUUUGCCACCUCCCAGCAUUCCAGCUCUCCGGGACCCUUGGAUCAGCCCCUUCUCAGAGAAAGGUUCCAUCCUGGUUCUCAGUCCACUUGGAAGAAUAUCCAUGAGAGGGUAUGUAGUCUUCUGACAUCCCACAGAGCACAGCAGCACCAAAAUAAGGAAGAGUCUACCUCUGAAGUAAAUUAUAUCAUUGAAAGACCAAGCUACCCUCUGAAGAAAUACCCACUGCAUGAACAGAGAUAUUUUUAAGCUGCUGUCUUAUAUAAGGGAAAUUAAUGAAAGCUGAAGGAGGAUCAUGAAGAGCUCACUCACUACGACAAUUGAAGCAUCCUUAAAGAAAUGAAUAAUUUUUGUUGUCUAUGUUGAAUCACUGAUGUCUAAUCCCCUUUAAACCAAAUGCUGUACUCAGUCUUUUGUGCCUAGGUAAGAGUUGUUGAUUAAAGUGUUUGCUGUUUGGGGGCUCACAUUUUCUUGUCAAGCUGGAAAAUUUGUGUUUUUGCAUGUUUAUUUUGAACAUGAAAGAGAAAGCACUGUAGUUGGGUGGCAGGUGCUUAUCCAUUUGGAAAGCACUUCUUAGAAUUCUAACAAAAAUGUCGAGAUGCGUUUUAAGGUAUUCUUCAUUUUUGACAGUGGAUGUGUUCUUGAAAACUUCUUUCUUUCUCUCUUCUUCCUUCUGAUCCCUUUCUCUCUGUCUCUCUCUCUCUCUCUCUCUCUCUCUCUCUCUCUCUCUCUCUCUCAUUAAUUAUAUAUGAGCUAGAGGAAGUUGCUAUUCACAGGAAUAACCUGAUAAAUCCUCCAGAAAAGACUGUCAACCUGACUUUCUCUUUUUGGUAUAUCCUUUUUUGUUGUUGUUUAUUUCUUAGUGUUAGGCUUGAUUUACAUGAAGUCCACUAAAAACCUUGGAAAACAGCAUUACAUCUGGAUAAUUCAGAUCUUGUUUUAAAUGUUGAAUAUCUGUGAUAAAUUUGUAAGAGGAGGCUAGCUCCUUUGGAGUGUAGUUUAAACUGCUCCUUCUGUUUCCUACUCCUUUGUUCCAGCAAUUCUUUGUAAAUUUAGAUGAGGAAAAAAACCUUCCUCAAAUAUUUCUCCAAAAGAACUACACAUUAAGUAAAUAGGUUCUACAGAUAGGACUGCCAAUGCCAGGUUUUAAAGUUAGUUAGGAAGGUGCAUUUAUGAAAUGCUUACGCAGUGUGAGGGAGCAGGAAGAGGAAGGGGAUGGGAUAAAGGGAGACUAGAGGCACAUUUGUCUUCAUUGAUACAGACCCAGAGAAGAGGGGUCUGAAAAUGGAAACUUAUGUCCCUUCUUCAUAGUAUAACAUAGCAUUUUCCUCUACCAGCCCUACUAUAGUGUGAAUGUUUGUGUUCCCUCAAAAUUUGUAUGUUGAACUCCUAAUCUCUAAGGAAAUGGGGCCUUUUGGGAGGUGAUGAGGUUGUGAGGGUGGACCCCUCAUAAAUGAGAUUAGUGCCCUACAAAUAGGCUCAAGGGAGCUCGUUUGCCCAUUCCACUGGCGAGGAGACAGCGAGAAGGCGCCAUCUUUGAACCAGGAAGAGGGCUCUCACCAGAUUCUGAAUCUGCCGACAUUUUGAUCUUGGACUUCCCAGCUUCCAGAACUGUGAGAGAUAAAUUCCUGUUGUUUGUAAACUACCCAGUUCAUGACAUUUUGUUAUAGCAGCCUGAAUAGAGUAAGACACUACCCUAAAACUUGUUCAGUUUUCAGAAGAUUCAGUGAGAGCCAAGUUUUCUUUUCUCAUUGUGAUCAUAGGGAUUGGUUCAUUAGGUAAAUUAAGAAAAUGAAAUUAAAAAUUAGAAAAGGAACUCCAAAAGCAAAAACAACAAAAUAAAAUUCAUUUAUCCUCUUCUCAGAAUUUCAGCCAAAUAAAGGUAUAUCCAAGUUGAACCUCCCAAUCUAAAAAUCUGAAAUCUGAAAUGCUCCAAAAUCCAAAACUUUUUGAGCACCAAUAUAACACCAUAAGUGAAAAAUUCCACAUCUGACCGCAUGUGGCAGGUUGCAGUCAAAUGCAUUUGAAACUUCAUUUCAUGCUCAAAAUUAUUUAAAAUCAUGUAUAAAAUUACCUUCAGGCUAUGUGUAUAAAGUGUAUAUAAAACAUAAAUGAAUUUCAUGUUUAGACUUGGGUCCUAUCCCCUAUCCCAAAGAUACUUCAUUGUGUUUAUGUAAAUGUUCCAAAAUACAAAAACAAAAACCAAAACCCAAGUUUAAAACACUUCUGGUCAGUCCCAAGCAUUAAAGAUGAGGGAGACUCAACUUGUAUCACAACCAGUAUUCCACCUUGGCAAGGCCGACAGCAAGCUUAAAUAACAUGUGCUAAUAUGUUCUCAGUCUCUCUGAAACUAUAGUUGUCAAUUUGUUAUUUUGAUGUUACCUCUAAGUAGUCAUCAAAAAUAAGAAAAUAUUGUGUUACAUUAAGGUUAUGCUAUAAGUCUCAGCUAAAGGAAAGCAGCCCUAAUGAAUUGGUAUCCCAUUUCAUUUAUUGUUAAAAUAUACACCAUGCAUUCAAUAUUCAGUGUUUUUUGAAAUGGUUUGAGCAUAACUCUUUAAUUUAAUAAGAUCUUAAAUACACAUUCUUAUUUAAAGUCAUUUUUGGUUUUCACACUAAAUUAUACUUUUUUCCCUCUACUUUUGCAUUUAUUAACUCUAUUCCUUAAAUUAUUAUCAUUUUUACUUUUUGUUUCUCAAGGAGUUAUCUCAAUUUUGAGGAAUCAUGCUGGGGCAAGGAUUGCAGUUGAAGUAUUUUGCUUUUGGAGUAUAUAAUAGUAUGAAUAAUUUUGUGAUGUUUGGGGGUUUGGAUUACUUUGGGAAGAUCUGUGUCAUUAAACAUCAUAAAAAUAA
Chlorocebus sabaeus (green monkey) is the source of this 5285-nucleotide messenger RNA. RefSeq names its product spermatogenesis associated 6 like (gene SPATA6L). NCBI's taxonomy places the organism in Eukaryota, Metazoa, Chordata, Mammalia, Primates, Cercopithecidae. Gene Ontology annotation, molecular function: myosin light chain binding. The record is from RefSeq and is a predicted model, not a curated record. Gene Ontology annotation, biological process: spermatogenesis. Gene Ontology annotation, cellular component: sperm head-tail coupling apparatus.